Messenger RNA from Prosopis cineraria, 2973 nucleotides. Its product is annotated as BTB/POZ domain-containing protein NPY1-like. Lineage: Eukaryota; Viridiplantae; Streptophyta; Magnoliopsida; Fabales; Fabaceae. The record is from RefSeq and is a predicted model, not a curated record. Gene Ontology annotation, molecular function: protein binding.
AGCUAUCAUAUUAUACGCCUUGCUACGCAUACAUAAACACAGACUCUAACUUUCCCUCCCUUUACUUUUCUACUGCAAAAUUUAAGAAGCAGAGAGACAAACGUGUCAGGCCUAGAAAGAUGAUCAUUCAUAGCAUCCAGAUCAGUGUAUGUUGUGCUUCUCACGGGAGACCCUUUGAGAUUUGCGCCAAGGGAAGAUCUUGAGCGAAUCAGAAUGAUUUAAAGCAAAGGCGGCGAGAAUUUAUUACUAUAUCAGUCUUUUGCUCUGAAAUGAAAUUUCAUUAAUUUUUAUUUUUCUCCCCAGCAAUUUACGACGUCAUUUUCAUUUUUCCCCAAGGUUGGCAGAAUUCCGACGACAUAUUUCUCUUUGGGCAGACAACUUUUAUAGCCGGACACUCCAUUGCUAAGACCCUAAAAGACGUUUUCUUUCCCUGCUUUUCCGAGCAAAUCAGAAUUGCUUCGCCUCUUCAAAGCGCCUUGCUUUUCUACAAUUUUUUUAGAUAACUGCUUUUUUGCAAGCUGUAACUUUGGGUGGAUAACCACCGCCAGUAGUAGCGCAUUUUCUUGCCUUUCCCUGUUAUUAUCUAACCAAACCACGCUCUUCUCGCUAACAGCGUCAUCGCUGGAACAACGACGCGAAAUCCAAGUUAGAUGGGGUGUAAUUGUUUCAGUCAAAGUUCCCUGCGCUUCUGAGUAGCGUAUUAGAGACUUUAAGAGCGUUCUUGCUUGCAAACCAUUUCUGGCAUUGGUUUAGGUACCGGUCCAAGUCUGUCUCUGUUCGGUGAUUUGGUAAGGGAGGUUGAGUGCAUCGAUUACUAACCAUUGCAGCAGAGGUUUAACCUAUGGACGGAUUUAGAGAAACGAAGCCGUAGCUUAUCGUUUUGUCUGAAGGUUUUGCUGUGGUCACAGGCUCAUACUUCAUUUUGUCCGAAUCCCAGGGUAAAAUGAAGUUUAUGAAGUUGGGUUCGAAGCCUAAUGCUCUUCAAGCUGACGGAAAGUCUAUCAUCAGGUAUGUGUCGACCGAUUUGGCCACUGAUGUGAUCAUUAAUGUUGGUGAAGUGAAGUUUUACCUUCAUAAGUUUCCUCUCUUGUCUAAGAGUAAUCAAUUGCAGAAGCUGGUAUCGAAGGCAGAUGAAGAGAAUUCUGAUGAAAUAUACAUAGCUGAUUUCCCUGGAGGUCCUAAAGCCUUUGAAAUAUGCGCAAAAUUCUGCUAUGGAAUAACUGUUACUCUUAAUGCGUACAAUGUUGUGGCUGCCCGUUGUGCAGCAGAGUACCUUGAGAUGACUGAGGAUAUCGACAAGGGGAACUUGAUUUUUAAGAUUGAGGUGUUUCUAAACUCAAGUAUCUUCCGUAGCUGGAAGGAUUCCAUCAUUGUUCUCCAGACUACUAAAUCUCUUCUGCCAUGGUCUGAGGAUCUGAAGAUCAUUGGAAGAUGCACAGAUUCCAUAGCUUCAAAAACUUCUGUGAACCCAGAACACAUCACGUGGUCCUACACGUACAACCGGAAACUAAGUGAGGAUGAUAAAAUUACUGAGGACCAGAUGAUAUGCCAAGAGAAAAUUGAGUCAGUUCCCAAGGAUUGGUGGGUUGAAGAUGUUUGCGAGUUGGACAUUGAUCUUUACAAAAGAGUAAUGAUUGCUGUCAAAUCAAAGGGAAGAAUGGAUGGUGUCAUAAUCGGAGAGGCUCUUGAGGUCUAUGCAGUCAGAUGGUUACCUGAAUCUGUUGAGGCAUUAGUUUCUGAUGCUCAUGCUCAGAGGAAUAGAUUAGUUGAAACAAUUGUCUGUUUAUUGCCGUUUGACUAUGGUGGGGGCUGUUCAUGUAGCUUCUUGCUGAAGCUAUUGAAAGUGGCCAUACUAGUUGGAGCACAUGAAUCAUCGCGUGAAGAAUUGAUGAAGAACAUUAGCUUCAGAUUGCAUGAAGCUUCUGUUAAAGACUUGUUGAUCCCUGCCAGGUCUCCGCAGACAACCAUAUACGAUGUUCAAUUAGUACAAUGUCUUUUGAAUCGAUGCAUGACUUCUGAAAGGGAAAGCCAUGAUAUGGAACUUGAUGAGUGCACGGACAAAGGAAAAAGCUUGUUGAACAUUGGCAAGUUAGUGGAUGGUUACCUGGCAGAAAUUGCACGUGAUCCCAGUCUCAAUAUGUCUAGUUUCAUUGAAUUGUUACAGUCAAUUCCAGAGUUUGCUCGGCCAAAGCACGAUGGUCUCUACAGAGCUAUUGACAUAUACUUGAAGGAGCACCCGAGCCUAACAAAAGCAGAAAGGAAGAAGAUAUGUGGUUUGAUGGAUGUGAAGAAGUUGACAGUGGAUGCUUCAAUGCAUGCUGCACAGAACGAGCGGCUUCCACUCCGAGUUGUAGUUCAGGUUCUCUUCCAUGAGCAGCUUAGAGCUUCUACGAAGGUUCAAGCUCUCAGCAGCAAUCAAUGUGACGAGGAUUGCGAGAAAACACUGGGAGAGAAUUGCCAGUCAUUCAAAGAUCAGAGGAGCCAUUUGAGCAGCAAAGAUGAAGAGCUAUGUAAUAAAGGGAAAUUGAGGAAGAACAAUAGCAAAAGCAGUAAAAGUGGUAUGCAACUCCUACCAUCUCGGUCAAGGAGAAUCUUCGAUAAGUUGUGGAUUGUGGGGAAAGGACAGGGAGAGAAUCGGAGCUCCGAGACUUCAGGGAGUUCUAACAGCCCAACUUCUGUAGUCCCUGUAGAUACCAAAUCAUCCGGUUCUUCCUCAAGACACAGGAGGCAUUCUGUCUCAUAGGGGAGGCAUUUGCAGUUCAUAGAUUACUUUAGCUAUCAAGGAAAGAUAAAACUUGUGGUGGAAAUGUAAAUUGCUAGGAACUUGUGUUAGUUGAUCUUGAUAGAGAUGUUGUGAGGUAUUUGUCCUCGACGUCGCCGUCCCAUUGGGGUGGGGAUCUUGAAUGUUUAUGUAGCAUUUUUCUUGUAUAGAUAGGGGAUUGGAUGAAAUUUAAAAGCUUUUGAAGUGUUUCA